CGGGAAGACGAUCUCUUCAAGGUCAAGUUGCCGUCGUCUUUUCACGUGGUGACUAUCUAUUUCCCUUUCUAGGCUUUGGAUAUUAAAAGAUGGUCAGGAAAUGCUUAAAAAACAAAAGUAAGCGCGUAACCUGUCACAAGCGAUACAAAAUUAUCAAGAAGGUAAAAGAGCAUCACCGCAAGUUACGUAAGGAAGCUAAAAAGAACUUAAACCGACAUCGAAAGGAUCCUGGUGUCCCUAACAUUCUACCCUUCAAAGAAAGUUUUCUGAAAGAUGUUGCCGAAGCAAAAAUGAAGCUAGAAGAAGCAAGACUUAAAAAUAUAGAGUAUUCUCAAACUUAUAAGUCUCUGAAACAUGAAGAUGUUCCUCACUCAACAGUUCAGCACGAUGUUAAAGACGUUAUAAACCAGUCUGACGUUAUAUUGGAAGUAUUGGAUGCACGUGAUCCAAUGGGUACGCGCUGUCCAGAGAUAGAAGAAACUGUCCUUAGGGAGAAUAAACGUUUGGUUUUGCUCAUCAAUAAGAUUGACCUUGUUCCGCGAUCCAAUCUCGAGGCUUGGGUAAAUUACCUACGCAAAACUCACACGGUCAUAACAUUCAAGGCAAAUACGCAACGCCAGAGUAACCAUCUUUCGUGUGGAAAACCAUAUCUUCUGAAAGAUGGAAAAAUGCCAAGUAAAGGGUUCGGAACUUCUGAAUUAUUGUCGUUGCUUGCAAACUACUCCCGUGAUCCAAGCUCCAGUCUGUCUAACACUAACACUCGUCUUAGUUUGACUGUUGGUGUCGUCGGCCUUCCGAAUACUGGCAAAAGCGCACUCAUAAAUACCCUUAAAAGACAAAAGGUGUGCGUCAGUGGUAAUGUUCCCGGUUUAACACGUCAGUCUCAGCGUGUACGAAUUGACAAGAACCUAUUUCUUCUCGAUACUCCGGGUACCUUGAUUUCAAAGUCAUCUGAUGCUUCAGAUCUUGUGUUAAAAAAUUGUAUAAAACCAGAAAUGCUCCCGGAUCCUGUUCCAGCUGUUGAAGCCAUAUUGCGUCGUUGUUCACAAGCGCAACUGGUUUCUAAGUAUAAGAUUGAAGAGUACAAUAAUGUUUCAGAGUUCCUAGUUAAGUUAGCACACCGUUUGGGUCGAAUGAAAAAGGGUGGUAUUCCAGACACCACCAUGGCAGCGCGUUCUGUAAUUAAUGAUUGGAUUAUGUAAGUAACCUGUUGCUGUGACAUUCUUUUUAGUGGAAAAAUCACUUACUACACGGAGCCUCCGUAUACUGAUACUGUGGAAGAAAAUCUCGAUUUAUCUUUAAAAGACAAUGCAAUGGAUAUCUCUGAAUUUCCGACAAACUAAUAGAUGUAAAUGUUUGGGAGUGUAAAUAUAACAUUUAAUGUAUUUUGCUUUGACUGUUAAAGAUUGAUUUUCAAUCAUUGUUACAUGGUUGAUAAUCGUUGCAAUCCUGUGCAGAUGUAUUCGUUUCCACGUGGUCAAUUUUUUAAUUAUGUGCUUAAAUUACUUUCCUUACUGGCUUCAUUUUAGGAGACCGUUGCUAACAUAUUAUAUAAGGUCAACUGGUGGAGAAUUCUUGUAUAUUUCAGUCGUGAUUUUCAUCCAACUGGGACUAGUUCAUGAUGCAAGUUACCUUCGAAAAUCAUCACUUAUUUG
Molecule: messenger RNA, 1655 nt
Organism: Schistosoma curassoni
Lineage: Eukaryota; Metazoa; Platyhelminthes; Trematoda; Strigeidida; Schistosomatidae
Source: the annotation of a GenBank genome assembly